This is a messenger RNA of Prorocentrum cordatum, 1713 nucleotides long. The record is from the annotation of a GenBank genome assembly. Lineage: Eukaryota; Dinophyceae; Prorocentrales; Prorocentraceae.
AGCCGUUUCGGCGGAAGGCGCCCCGGGCCUGGCGCACACCCCACGCCUGGCGCUCCGCGGCCCGCCCAUGCUGCGAUGACCCACGCGGCGGUGCCGCCACCGCCGCCCGUCCCAGAGGCGGCCGAUACGGCGGCGCCAGAGAAUGGCAGGUGCGCGUUCUUCCUGGCUGGCAAGGGCCGCCGAUGCCGGUGCCGAGUGGAGCCGGGGCUCGCCUUCUGUGGGGCGCAUCGCAUCGCCGACAGCUCGGACAGACGCGUGCCGUGCCCGCUCGACCCGGGCCACACCGUGUGGGAGAGGAAGCUGCAGCAGCACCUGAGGGUCUGCAGCAAGGCGGUGCAGGACUCCUUCGUGACCCACCAGCCCUUCUACCGCAGGGGCGCCAACGCCGGCGACGGGGGAGGCGUGGGCGUCGUGGCGGCAGAGGCGGCGGUCGCCGCCCCGGCACCCGGGGAAUCGGAGCCGUGCACGGGGCAGGGCUGGGCGGAGAGGCUGGCGUCUGCCUUCCGGGGCGCGGUGCUCGAGGUGCUGGGCCCGCAGGCCAGUCCGGACGAGCUGCUGGACUGGUCGGUGCUGGCGGAGGCGGGCGGGGUGGCGCACGCGGAGAAGCACGAGGCGCAGAACCUCGCGCUGGCCGAGGCGGCGUGCCGCGGCGGGCUGCACGGCGACGCGGUGGUGGUGGAAUACGGCUGCGGCCGCGCCGGGCUCGCCGCGGCGGUGCUGGCCCUUAGGCCCGGGCGGCGCAGCGUCCUGGUGGACCGCGAGCCGCGCAGGCACAAGAUAGAGAACCGCCAGGGGACUCGGGAGGAGCGCAUCCUGCGGCUGCGCCUGGACGUGGCCGAUUUUGACCUUGGGGCGCUUCUGGGGCCGCCCCUGCAGAGCGCGUCGUUGCCGACUGCUCGCGACUUCGACGGCGUUCCCGUCGCCAGCGGGGGCGGUGCCGACGGGACGGUCCUCGCGCCGGCGGCUAGCGGGCCAGGGGGCGGCCCCGCAGAGCGCCUGGAGGAGCAGUGGAGGGCCGCCGCGGAGCUGCAGUCGUCGCCGUGGCCGCCCCCGCAGGUGCUCGCCUGCGCGAAGCACCUGUGCGGCGGCGGCACCGACGUGGCGCUGCGCUCGCUGCUGCGGGCCCUGCCGCGCGACGGCUCGGCCCGCGGGACGGGCGCGGACCUCUCCGUCUGCAUGGCCACCUGCUGCCACCAUCGCUGCGACGCCGCCAGCUACGUCAACGUGCCGUUCGUGCGGCGGCUCGGCCUGUGCGGGACGGUCGGGGAGUUCGCCCAGCUCGCCUCCGCGGCCGGCUGGGCCGUCGGGGGCAGCGGCGCGCAGCAGGUCGACGGCGUGGCCAAGCGGCGGCUCGGCAUGAUGGCCAAGCGCAUCCUCGACCUGGGCCGCGUCGCCUGGCUCCGCGAGGAGCUCGGGCUCGCGGACGCGUCCCUGACGUGCUACGUCGACAAGCGGGUGACGCCCGAGAACGUCGCCAUCCUGGCGGGCGGGGCCGACUGCGCGGCGAAGGCCGCGCGGUGAGGUCCCGCGGGCUCACGGUGCGGCGGGCCGCGAGAUCGCCAGUUCCGCUCGGGCCGUGCCUCCGCGGACGGCGGCGGCUGGCUCCUCCUGGGCGGCUGCGCCUCCGUCCUCCGGCGCCCCUCCCCCUCGUCCUCCGCCCGGUCCUCCUCCUCUCCGUUCUCGUCCUCCUCCUGCUCCUCCUCGUCCUCUCCG